CGGUGCCGCCGCGCCCCCGCCGCGUCCGACAUGAGCUUCUUGUUUGGCAGUCGCUCCUCCAAGACCUUCAAGCCAAAGAAGAACAUUCCAGAAGGUUCUCACCAGUACGAGCUCCUGAAGCACGCAGAAGCCACGCUGGGGAGCGGCAACCUGCGGACAGCCGUUAUGCUUCCAGAGGGGGAGGACUUAAAUGAGUGGGUCGCAGUGAACACUGUGGAUUUCUUCAACCAGAUCAAUAUGCUUUAUGGAACCAUCACUGACUUCUGCACUGAGGAGAGCUGCUCGGUGAUGUCGGCUGGCCCAAAGUAUGAGUAUCAUUGGGCAGAUGGAACCAACAUAAAGAAGCCUAUUAAGUGUUCUGCACCAAAAUAUAUUGAUUACCUGAUGACUUGGGUACAGGACCAGUUGGAUGAUGAGACAUUAUUUCCAUCCAAAAUAGUCUCCAUUGCUGGCUCAUCCACAUCACGUCCCCCCGAGUUCAACUUAAUUGACAGAAGAGAACUUGCUCCACUCCAAGAACUGAUUGAAAAACUGACGUCAAAGGACAGAUGAGAGGAUAAGAGGGCUGUUCCAAUCAUAUCUUACUUAAGUCAGGCUCUUAGGAAUAUAUUUGGGGUUGUUACUUGGUUGGGUGGUUUGGGGAUUUAUUUGAGUUUAUUUUCCUUAAUUUUUUUUCCUCCUGAAUAAAUGAAAACCUUUUCUGUUAUUUUAGAGGCAGCCAAGAUCCAUUCUCUGUGUUUUUGGUGGAGCACAAUCUUUUCUCUUAGUGACUUACAGUGGUGUGGACAUUUUUUGUUUUUGUUUGGGAUUUGGGGACGGGAUUGGAGAUGGGGUCUACCUCCUUGUAGGUUUUUAGCUGAUGCUGUGUGCUUGGCCCUACUGGUGGAUGGGUUCUACAUGGUGUAAAUUGUGGCCCAUUCCUAACAUUAAAGACUUACCUCCUUAAGUGCCUUGGCAGAAGGCUCACUUCUGAGGUGCAAAGCACAGAUGAGCAUUGCUGAACACAACGGACUGAUCACUACCCACAAUGCUUGGUGAUGAUGAUAAUGAUGUUUCUGUUAGAUUAUCUAAUUUUUCAAAAGCCAUAGUUUGCCUCAAUUGGUGAUCUCCAGCUUUUAAUACAUGAAGAAACAGAAUUCUUGAAGAUGUGAAUGUAGAUCUUUUAAAAAAAAAAACCAACAACCAGAGAUAACAUUUGUUAAUAAUUUAUGUUAAUGAUGGUGGUGUUGCUGUAUGUUGCUCUGUUCUCCCAAUGAUGAAAGUUCUGUUAUGAGCAGGUCUUUUUCCACCCCUUGAUGUCUGUGAUGUUGAAACUGGAGGAGACUAGAAUGUGUUUCCAUUCCAGCGUGCUCCUCAUUCAGACACGUGCCUGAACUCUAGGUCAUAAAGUAUUUAUUGCCACCUCCUGAGGUGAUGCAGCCAGCCCCAUCUGGGAGGUUUCUCACCAGUUGCCAAAUGAGCCAUAAGUCUCCUUCCACUGUGAAGAGAAUCAAAAAUAUUUCCACUGAAAUAAUAUUUAAGAAAGGCCUAUCUUAAAGACCCAGGAUGAAUUUCCUUGUAAACCCAGUUUCUGAGAACCCCUCCUCUUGUACUUAGAGCCAACUCCCAUUGGUAGAGAAUUAAAUACUCUUUACUCUCUCAGCAUAGACAUUAAAAAUGGAGUGGAAGGAGAGUUUUUGGAAGUACUGGUUAUUUUUCAACACCUCCAUUUAGUGGAUGGAGCUGUUGGGUUUGCCACUUAAGAGUGACUACCACAUUUAAUGACACAUUCUCAUAAUUGCUUGCUGCUGGCCCUUUUUGAAGGUUGGCUUUUUUUUUUUUUAACUUCAGCUAGUUUCUAACGGGAAAGGAAAGUCUCUAUUAUGUGGUAUAAUUAAGUAUUCAAAACAGCGACUAACUUUAAAAGUAAAAUCAGUUUUCAAUGAGUUCCAUCCUUUUAUAACAAUUUAUAACAAAAGAGAAUGUUUUGUACAUUGUGCCAGCAGCUUUCACUUAGCUGUAGCUGUUCUUAAGAAAACCCCCAGCUUGCAGUGAUCUCUUCUCUGAUGCCAGUCCUGGCCUCCUGGAGCUGGCCCAGUCUGGUCCUCCCCUGCUGUCUUCUUGCACAGUAAUUCAGAUUAGUAGCACUUUGGGUUUCUUUCCUAAUGAACAGAGCAGUGACUGAUGGAUGUCAGUAGCAUCACUACUGCCCAGGCCUGCCUUGGCUCCAUUCCUCUUCUUGGUCCAGCAUACAUUGAUCAAGUGUUAGCAAUAGACAAGUAAUGCCUUGGAAGAGAUGCAUCCAUCGGAGACUGGUAAUAUUUAUAUGGCACGGCAAUAAGAGGCAAUUGAUAAUAUAUACUUCUCCUUUAAGGGAAAAAAAGUAUCUUCUAGUUACCCACAUAGAUAUUAACUGAAUUAGUUAAUUCAGAAACAGCUGGGUGCCAAGGGGUUUAGGGAUCUACAAAGAUCCUGUCUGCACAGGAAAAUAAAGCACAAGGUCACCCAAGUGGUCUUCCAUAUCAUGUUUCACCUUCUGUAAACCCCCUGACAGCAGGAGUGCAGUAGCCAAGUGGAGAGAGAAUGAGGAAUUGUUCUUGCGCCUGAUAAACUUCAUGCAGCGCUGUUAUGCUGGGGUAUGAUGAUUCUCUAAGUUUAAGCUAAUGUUGAUAAGUAUGCAUUGAUUUCCCAGUGUUUGUAGCUAAGUUUUUGUUCUCACUGUGCCAGAACCUCAGGUACCUGCCUCUGGGUACUCCUCUCAUCAAAGACAUUGGGGUCGGAGGAUGCUGCUACUGUCUCUGUGUUUUAAGUAGGGGGGCCGUCAGUCUGGCUUAUACUCCUUGGUUUUGUAUAUGGCUAGGAAGUAAAAAUUCCCAUAACAUAUAAAAUCAGUUACUUUAAGAUAAA
Molecule: messenger RNA, 2886 nt
Organism: Vombatus ursinus (common wombat)
Lineage: Eukaryota; Metazoa; Chordata; Mammalia; Diprotodontia; Vombatidae
Gene: MOB1B
Product: MOB kinase activator 1B
Exons: 6
Coding region: 31-552 (173 amino acids)
Biological process (GO): hippo signaling; positive regulation of protein phosphorylation
Cellular component (GO): nucleus; cytoplasm
Molecular function (GO): protein kinase activator activity
Source: RefSeq, a predicted model, not a curated record